This is a messenger RNA of Chara braunii, 1439 nucleotides long. The record is from the annotation of a GenBank genome assembly. Lineage: Eukaryota; Viridiplantae; Streptophyta; Charophyceae; Charales; Characeae.
GUAGGUUUUUGGGCGGGGUGCAGCAGUCUAUAUGCAUCUUCAAGCUGUCUAUCUGCCAUAAAUUGUCUCAGCAUGAGAAUAUCCGAACCAGGGGCGGAAGGUGUUGAGGGUCCUAAGUCAUGGCGUGUAGAUGUGGAUCUUCGAUCCAUUGCAGGGUCGAGGGUGGUGUUGAAGUCACCAGCAAGUAUAACAGGAGCAUCGUUUGGCAGGUGUUCGUGAAGGGGACACCACCGCCAACCCUUGAUCUGCCACCUGAUUGUACUGAUGCUGUUGUGUCAUCUGCAGCCUUUGCGGUGACAUCUGUUGUUGCUCCAUCAGAUGUUGUGCUGACUGUUGCAGUUCCGGGUAUUGUUCCUCUAGCCCUUUCUCCACCCCCUGCUUGUGCAGUCGUAGCAUCGGUUGUUGCUCCAACUGGCCCUGUUCAUGUUGUGGCAGCUGUUGUUGUGACAGUUGAUGUGGCGGCUUUUGUUGCACAACCUGUUGUUGUGCCAGCUGUUGCUGCAUCAGGUGCCGGUCCGCUUGCCCUUGAUCGUCCCCCUGAAUAUACAGUUGUAGCGUCGGUUGAUGCACCAGCUGGCUAUCUAUGUUUUGUGGCAGCUGUUGCUGUGGUAGUUGUUGAUGUGGCAGAUGUUGCAGAUGUUGUUGCAUCUGUUGUUGCUCCAGUGGGUAUUGCUCCACAAUCCCAUGCUUUGCCUCCUGUUUAUGUUGUUGUUGAGGUGUCCCCAGACAUGGCUCCAGCCUCCCUUGCUCUGUCACCUCGUUGUGCUGUUGUUGUAGCAUCAACUGCUGCUCCAGGUGACUCUACUCUUAUUGAGCUUGAGGACACUACUGCUGUGUCAGGUGUUGUUGUGACAGCGGUUGCUGGUGAGACUGCCAUUGAUGAGCGGUUCCGACUACCUCGUCAUGCUCCAGCAACCGAACCCGCUCCAGAUCAUGCUGUGGCCGUUUGGGGAGCUCAGGGGGAAGGAAUUUGACUUCCCCUGUCACUUGAGAGGCCACUGAAGUCAUGCUAGCUGGCAUCGGGGAUUGCACGGGGUCAAGGGAUUGACCUUGCUUCUCUCCUUGUUUCUCUUGCAAACACCGAGUAAGCGGCGGUUCCCAUUGUUGUGAGAAGGCCACAUCUUUGAUCUUGUUUAGCAGGGAGUUGGCUUUAAGCCACACUUCACGGGGCUUAAAACCUUUGACAGCCCCUUCCACAGAUGCUUUGCUGGCGUCUUUUCUUUGCAGUUGAGCAGAAUGGUUAGUCUCAUAAUCGUGGGUACGGGUACAGUGUUCCGUCUCCCUCUCCCUCACUCGUCCUAGGGUCAAGGCGUUCUCAGACGACGUUGUGUGGACUGAGGGGGAGGCUGGUGUUUCACAUGGAUCUUUUCCUUCCCUUCUGGCAUAUUUACACUCCCUUCCGGCAAGUGUUGCUGACCAGAUAAAGGUCGGUUUUGCUC